Molecule: messenger RNA, 4529 nt
Organism: Microbotryum saponariae
Lineage: Eukaryota; Fungi; Basidiomycota; Microbotryomycetes; Microbotryales; Microbotryaceae
Source: the annotation of a GenBank genome assembly
AUGAUUGAGUCACUCACCGUGUUGACGUUCAACGUCCGAUCGAUGAAGAACGCAGUCAACCAAGUCAAAAUCAUCCGUUAUCUCAAAACCCUUCGGCCGGCCCCUGCGGCCAUCCUCCUGCAAGAGCACCACCUCAGCUACAACGCGUCGCGCGAAGGCUUCGAGAGUGCUUGGCCGGGGGCUUGUAUUCGUUUCACUCCUCAUGUCCUUACCCUCAUACCCGAUGGCUCACCUUUGGCGGGCCAUCUCCUUUCCUCUACCCCGGUCGUCUUUGCAGGAGCUCCUCGUUUCGACGGUCGGAUUCUGCGCUCGGUGUUUCGUCUUGAGGAGCUCGAUGUCGAGAUCAUCAACAUGUACGCGCCGGUGCAGGAGGACGAUCGUCGCGACUUUUUCGGGCUUCUGCACUUCAACGCCCCGAGACCCAAGACUCUUCGGAUCUUGGCCGGCGAUCUCAACGAUUGUCCGGAUGUAUCGGUCGACCGAGUGUCCAUCACCGAUCGCGCUUGGACUCCUGUAUCGCACUGGCAGACCUUGCUGUCAAAGAUCGCGUUCAAGGCACUCGACACGGUCCGACAUGUCCAUCCUUGCACCCCUGCAUUCACUCGUCCUCACUACCGUGGUAGAGGGGAAGAGCGAAAGAUUUGCUCGUGGUCGCGGAUCGACUAUAUUCUUGUCCAAUGCAGUUGGGCGAACCGGUUGUUGAGCGCUUCUACGCUCUUCGAUGCGCCCUGUUCGGACCACAGACCUGUAGUUGCGACUUUCGCUUUGCCUACAUCGAACGCUGAUGCCGAACCCCCCCUUUCUCUUCCCUCCACGAGCGAUUUCAUUUCGAGGCUCAACCCAAUGGUCUUUGACGAUCAAGACUUUGUCGCAUCGAUUCCCGGGGUCGUCGACGAGGUCUAUCGAAGGCUCGAGGGGACCGCUCCGCUCGGCGACGUCUAUGACGCCGCUCUGCGGGCGGUUGCAGUCGCUGGCCAUGCACGAUACCGCUCGACUCGUGCCGACAUGCGCCGACUGCGGGCCGAGAGCCAAUCCGUCAUGGAGGCUUUGGAGGCACGCGGUGAGCACAUGAAUGAGGCCGAGCGCGAUGCGUAUGCUCUUGCCAAGUCGCGGUUGGACCAGUUGGCGGUAAAGGAGGCUCAGUGGCUGCGCAUUCGUGCGCAUGUGCCGUCAGUCGACUCGAGGGAAGGUCAAUCGGCAAGCAUUCGCACGCGCCUCAACCGCCGGAGUCGCCAGACGAGCAUCGUCUCGCUGGAGGAUGUGGAUGGCACCGAGACCGUUGACAUGCAGGAGGCGCUGGGUAUUGCUUCACGGCACGCGCAGUCGCUCUUCACGCCGGACCCAGCUCGUGGCGACCCGACGAACGCACGCCGGUCCCUGCUCGACCCUAUUCGCGCAGCGAAAUGCUACGAUGACGACCGCUCGGACCCUACGUUCGGUCGUCGGCUGCCUCGUCAAGCGAGAGUGGCGCUUGACGAGCCCUUCACCCUCCUCGAGGUUGAAGCGGCGUUGAAGAAGACGGAUUCGGGGCGAUCACCGGGGCCCUCGGGCAUUCCGUACGAGCUCUUCAAGGCGCUGCCAACCUACUUUGCUCCCAAGCUGUUGGACUUGUUCAACUCGAUUUGGGAGGGCGGCAAAAUGACGGCGUCCUUGGCAGAGGGGCUGGUGCGGCUCUUGCCCAAGAAUAAACCGGGGGCCAAUCUGAAAUCACUGGGGGCAUACCGACCGAUCACAUUGCGCGAGACGACCUACAAGGUCCUCAGCAAGGUCUUGGUGGCGCGACUCAAUGGGGUGCUCGGCGAGCUUUUGCCGCCGGCGCAACACGGUUUCAUGCCAUCAAGACGUUCAGCGGACGCGGGAAGUCAUCUCACUCUCCUUCUCGAAAAACUCAAGUCGCUAGGCACUGAUGUUUUCCCCGAGGGCGCCCUCUUGUCUUUGGAUCAGCAGAGCGCGUACGAUCGGGUCGAUCACGCCUGGAUCUUCGAGGUCUUUGAGGCCUUUGGGUUCGGUGAGCGUUUCAUCUCGCUGCUGCGCGCUCUCUACGAUCCCGAGACUCUGGGGGUGCGCUACCUUGUCAAUGGGUUCCCCACGGACUUGGUGCGGUUGCUGUGUGGUCUCGGUCAGGGGGAUCCCCUCUCGUGCCCGGUUUGGAACAUCACGUUCCAGCCCUUCCUCGACGCCCUCGUUCGGCGCGGGAUCGCGCUCGACCUGCAGAAGGUGUGGCAGGGGGGCCGCGUGCGCAGCUUACGCAUCUGGCGUUUGCCGACGAUGCUGUGGUGGUGGUGGAGUCACCGGCGGCAUUGUCGAAGCUGCAAACGCUGUCGCAGACGUGGUACGAGGCUACCAACGGGAAGACCAACACGGACAAGACGCUGGUGCUACCACUCGGACCGAACUGGCUUCGGGACGAGACUGCGCAGGCGCUGCCAACGGUGCAGGAGGGGGAGAGCUUCAAGUGGUGCGGCUAUGCCUUCUUUCGCCACGGUGACUCGAAACUGUUUUGGACCCAUGUUCUUGACAGGAUCAAGGCCAAGACCCGCGCCGCUCGAGACCGGACACUUUCGCCGAGUGGGAAGGUUUUCUAUGCCAACGCUCACAUCAUCUCGACGGUCCUCCACGUGCUGUCCUUCGACAUACCGCCUCAAUGGUUCAUUAAGGCGGCGGAGACGGCACUUACGGACUUUGUCUGGGGAGGAGCAGGGCGAAAUACCGUCGCUCGCGAUUUCGUGUUCCAGGCUCGGGAGGACGGUGGCUUGGGUUUGAUUUCGAUUGGCGACAUCGUUCAUUCGGUGGCGCUUCGAUUUUGGGAUGCUGUGGCGGGCUCGGACGAGGCGAUCUGGGCGCCCCUAGCUCGCGAGAGCUGGAGGUCCCUCGUCGCUGCGACCCGCGAUUUCAGUCCGUGGGGGUUCUUCAGCAGCACGGCUCGGGUCGAGAAGCUGUAUCGCGACUCGACGCGCUGGGGGGCAGUCGUUGCAGCGGCCAGGGUCACAGUUCCAACCAUCAAGUCCGAACUCCUUACGCUUCCCGAAUUGCUCUCGCUUCCGCCUCGCCUCCCUUCACUCUAUGCUGAAGGUGCCCAGCACGCAUAUGACGAUGCGGACGCGGUGGCGAAGUUUGCGCAGAUCGCGGACCUGUACUGGAGGGACGAAGGGAAGGGAUGGGCUCUGGUUGGUCAUCGACGCGGGUUCUGGCAGCACUCUAAGGAACCCGCCCUACAGCACGAGCACGUGUGGUCGCGCGUGGGUCAGUUGCUCAAGGCGAAAGCGUUGCUGCCCAAGACCGCGUUGCGACCUGCUCGGAUACCUCUCAAGGAGGCUCCCCGUCCUCGGUGCUUCAACUUCUUUGGGCUCUCCCGACCUUUUACGAUUCGCAAGCUUCGUCGGCUUGUGAACAAGGUGCGGUUCCCAGGGAGGGAGGACCGUGUCAAGCGUUUCCCUGAUGGGACUUCUCAGAGCGAUAGGAAGCGCUUCUGGAGAUGGCUUCGUGACCGGUUCGCGUCUGCUGUCGAGCAGGACACCCACUGGCGGCUCAUGUACGACGUGACGCCGACGCGCAAGAGGCAGCAUACUCAGGGUCAUGCCUCUUCGCCGACGUGUCUGUUCUGUGGCAACGAUGCAGCGGUCAUCGAGACGGUGUCCCACUACUUUUUCGAGUGCGCGUACUCGACCAGCUUCUGGGGUGGGGUGCUACGCAUUCUGCUUGACAAGCUCGGCAUCGAGGAUACCGACGUCGAUCCGUCGACGUUCACUCCGGAGCAGCUGACUAUGGGGCUCCCCCUUUUGCGGGGUCGUGGGAGAACGACCUCGAAAUGGAUGUGGGUUCGGCUGGCCUGCGCGAUCGGUUUCCAGCGGCUGCACCUGCUCCGCUGGCGCGUUCAUCAGCGGUUCGAGCUGGACAACGUCGUGGCCCCUCCCUCGCUUCCCAGUGCGCUCAGAGCGUUCGAGCGAGAUUUUCUCUCUCGAGCGGGUUUUGUGCCUGGGGUUCGAGAUUGGGAGGUGUGAUGACCGAGUUAAGUCCUUCCUUCCCAUUUUCCUCCCUUCCUUUCCUCCCUUCCUUUCCGGUCAGAAGCUGACUGUCUUGAAACUUGUUGCGCAGUGGAAGGCUGCGCACCUCUCCCUCUCUCUACUUUGUGCAGUAGCGGUUUUCGUUCUUGGAUGGAUCGGCAAGCCGGGUCGAUCGUCGUUGCGUUGGAGGCUUUGUGAAGUUCUCCCCUCUCUUUCCCCCCCUUUCUCCCUUCUCUUCCUCAUCUCGUUCCUGUUGCUCGGUUGUUGACUACGCUUCAGCCACUUCUCCUUUUAUUCCUAAGCCGUGUGUUGGAUUCCGUCGAAUAGAUCGUUCGUUCGCGUUGGUCAAGAUCUACGGCAUGGAUCGGGAAGAAAGGUCGCUCGUUUUUUUGGUCAAUAUCCUCGCGUCAAGGCGAGGCUCGUUUCGUUGUAUUGGAUCGUUUUCGCUCGGCCCCGACGGCUCAACAGCCAGCACUCGAGACUCAGCCAAGGGAGGACAUCAGGCGCUGUCGGGGUGACGAGUAG